UCUCGGGAAGGCGCCGCGCCUCUCGCGGGAGCAGCCGGCCAAGAUGGCGGCGGCGGCGCCGGGCCGUUGAGUGGGGGCCCCCGCGGGCGGGCGCCUUGGUGGCGGCGGCGGGAGAUGCCGGCGGGACGGGACUGAGCGCCUCCACCCUCCGGCUGCGGCCAGCCUUCCCGGCGGCGCCCCGCCGGCCGCGGGGCCGCCGCUGGCGAUGACCGGAGAGAAGCUGCGCUCGCUGCGCAGGGACCACAAGCCCAGCAAAGAGGACGGGGACCUGCUGGCGCCCGGCGAGGAGGAGGCGGCCGCCGCGCCCGGAGGCAUCUUCACCGGGGGGCGCGGGAGCAGCGGCAAGGGCGGGCGGGCCGGCGGCCACCGCAUCUUCAGCAACCACCACCACCGGCUGCCGCUGAAGGGGGGGCCGGCGGGCGGCGGGACGGGCCCGCCCGCGGAGCCCGACAAGUGCCCGGCGCACUUCCCCGUCCACGAGUGCGUCUUCAAGGGGGACGUGCGGCGGCUCUCGGCCCUCAUCCGCACCCAGGGCAUCGGCCAGAAGGACAGCCACGGAAACACUCCUCUGCAUCUCGCUGUGAUGUUGGGACAUAAAGAAUGUGCCCACUUGCUUUUAGCCCAUAAUGCUCCAGUAAAGGUGAAAAAUGCUCAGGGAUGGAGCCCUCUUGCAGAAGCCAUCAGCUAUGGAGACAGACAAAUGAUUACAGCACUCCUAAGGAAGCUCAAACAGCAGUCCAGGGAAAGUGUUGAAGAAAAGAGACCUCGAUUAUUAAAAGCCCUGAAAGAGCUAGGUGACUUCUAUCUAGAGCUUCACUGGGAUUUUCAAAGUUGGGUGCCUUUACUUUCCCGAAUUCUGCCUUCUGAUGCAUGUAAAAUACACAAACAAGGUAUAAAUAUCAGGCUGGACACAACUCUCAUAGACUUUACCGACAUGAAGUGCCAACGAGGGGAUUUAAGCUUCAUUUUUAACGGUGAUGCCGCACCCUCUGAAUCUUUUGUAGUUUUAGACAAUGAACAAAAAGUUUACCAGCGAAUACAUCACGAGGAAUCUGAGAUGGAAACAGAAGAAGAGGUUGACAUUUUGAUGAGCAGCGAUAUUUACUCGGCAACGUUAUCAACCAAAUCCAUCACCUUCACGCGGGCCCAGACGGGGUGGCUUUUUAGAGAAGACAAAACAGAAAGAGUAGGAAACUUCUUGGCAGACUUCUACUUGGUGAAUGGACUUGUAUUAGAGUCCAGGAAAAGAAGAGAGCAUCUCAGUGAGGAGGAUAUUCUUCGCAAUAAAGCUAUCAUGGAGAGCCUCAGUAAAGGUGGCAACUUAAUGGAACAAAAUUUUGAGCCCGUCAGACGGCAGUCGCUCACGCCGCCCUCGCCCAACACCAUUACGUGGGAAGAGUACAUCUCUGCUGAGAAUGGAAAGGCUCCUCACCUGGGCCGGGAGCUGGUCUGCAAAGAGAGCAAGAAAACCUUCAAAGCCACCAUAGCCAUGAGCCAGGAGUUCCCCUUGGGAAUCGAGUCAUUGUUGAAUGUUCUAGAAGUAAUUGCACCCUUCAAGCACUUUAACAAACUUAGAGAAUUUGUUCAGAUGAAGCUUCCACCAGGCUUUCCUGUAAAAUUAGAUAUCCCUGUGUUUCCCACCAUCACAGCCACUGUGACCUUCCAGGAGUUCCGUUACGACGAGUUUGACGACUCCAUCUUCACUAUCCCCGACGACUACAAGGAGGACCCCAGCCGUUUCCCCGACCUCUAACUCAACUGGAAGCCUCGUGGUGAGCACCGGCACCAGCCUUCCCGUGGCAAAAGCCAAGGGAUGCCCCCAGCCCACGGACAGAGAUGGGAAAGCGGCUCGGAAAGAAAGGGAUAAACUUCAAUAAUCCAGAAUAUAAAGGGAACAGGCGUCGACUGACUGAUGUUAGUCCCUGUAACGGGCAUCUCAUGUAGUUCCUGGUCUCCAGCGAGUCUCCCCGUGUCUCCCUCACCCUUUUCUACGUGCAGUGCUGCGGGCGAGGGGCUCUGUCACCCCACAACACUCAACAGCCCUGAGGACUAGCAUUCGUUUUUAAAUUUUUUACAUUUCUUGGUGAUACAAAAAGCACUCUUUGGACCAUUAGCGUUAACAGUUGAGAUGUCUUAGCUGGAUCUUAGCCCGGUGACACACCCCGCCACUCUUUCAGAUGACCAUAUUAUAUUCUUUCAAGCUUUGUUUUCCUGAAUUGUAAACUAUGUAUCAUUCUGUAUAGCUCAGUAAUUUGAAUGUUAGUCGGACGUAUAUUAGAAGGAAUGUGUUUUCUGUAGAGGAAUGAACCAAAUGGUAACCAUUAAAAAAAAAAACAAAUCACUGCAUUUUCCUCCUGCAGUAGAGCUCGGAGGCAGCGCUGGCUCUGGGGGGAGGCAGGGACCCCCCCAGCACCCACAGCCACCCGAGGUGCUGCUGGCCCUGUCUGGGACCCUGUGCUUCCUCCCCCAGCCCUUCCUCACCCCCCUUGGCUCUGCCCUUCCCUCCCCUCCCUCCUGCUGUCCCUGCCCUGUCCCUGGUCCUGCUGGGAGCUUCCCAGGCUGGGAAUCCUCCCUUUGUCCCUUCUGUUUUUUCACCUCCACUUGGGAGAUUUGCUCCGUGAUGGUUGAGCAUCCACCGGGGAGCACGGGGUGCAGGUAAAGAGUGACUGAAGCAGUAACUCAAAGUGUUAAAUCUGCAGAGGAGAAGGUUUUUCUUGAAGUUAGUUCCAUUGCAGCUCACAGGGAAUAGGGCUCACCUCGGAAGGUUUUAAUUUGCAGAUGCUUUGGGAGUUUCCAGAUUAAUUUCCUUAAUUUCCCCGUAGCGUUCUGGCUUUCAGCGCUCCCCCGUCGUGAGCUCCUUCUCGGUCCAAGUGGUCCCAGUCCCCUCAUCCAACAACAAUCCAGCUCUUGGGUCUGUUGGGAAGAACUUGUGCAAAAGGCUAAUGGUGCUAUUUGUUUGUAUUAAGAAAUUUAGAUUAAAGUGCUGUGGUGUCAUUGUACAAAAAAAAAUAUGUAAAUAUUUUCAAAAUGAUAUUCUUUGUGCACUGUAGUUAAAACUCUUUUUUUCUGGAAAUUACAAUAGAGUUAAGUAUCAAACUUUA
Molecule: messenger RNA, 3101 nt
Organism: Calidris pugnax (ruff)
Lineage: Eukaryota; Metazoa; Chordata; Aves; Charadriiformes; Scolopacidae
Gene: ANKRD13C
Product: ankyrin repeat domain 13C
Exons: 13
Coding region: 206-1753 (515 amino acids)
Cellular component (GO): cytoplasm
Molecular function (GO): protein binding
Source: RefSeq, a predicted model, not a curated record